Molecule: messenger RNA, 1036 nt
Organism: Melanotaenia boesemani (Boeseman's rainbowfish)
Lineage: Eukaryota; Metazoa; Chordata; Actinopteri; Atheriniformes; Melanotaeniidae
Gene: cnmd
Product: chondromodulin
Exons: 7
Coding region: 1-1020 (339 amino acids)
Biological process (GO): negative regulation of angiogenesis; negative regulation of endothelial cell proliferation
Source: RefSeq, a predicted model, not a curated record
AUGGGAAAAGGGAAAGAAACGACUAAUGGAUCUUGCUGUUUUGAAUGCUGCAGGCCUGCGGGUCGAAGCAAAUCCAGCGCACCAGCUUCUGCUGCAGUCAGUCAUGCGCUGAGACUUGGAGCUGUGGUUCUCAUUGCUGGUGCAGUGUUUAUAUUUUGUGCAUCUGUGGCUGCUUUAAAUCUGUGGAAGUUCGGUGACAAAAAUGUUUAUAAUGUUUAUUACAGCUUGAACAUUGAUGGGGAGGUGAGGGAGGGCUCCAUGGAAAUCGAUUCUGACAACAAUCUGGAGAGAUUUAAAACUGGGAGUGGAGCUGAGGAAGCUGUGGAGAUUCAUGACUUUCAAAUUGGAAUAACUGGAAUCCGGUUCUUUGGAGGAGACAAGUGCUAUAUAAGAUCUCAAAUCAAAGCAAACCUUUCACUUAUGGGAGCACAGAACAAAGAGACACUGAUGUUUGACCUGACAGGGGACAUAAUGCCUGUGAGGUAUGAUGAAGACUCUCUCAUUUGGGUUGCUGCAGAAAAGCCGCUGAAUGACACCACAUUAUUAAGCAGCAAAAUUCUGGAUAUUUGUGGAGAACUUCCCAUUUUCUGGCUCCAACCCAUGUAUCCUAAAGAUGGGGAGAGGGAAAAGAGAGACACUUUGCGAGCCAAACGGCAGUUAAACAUGGAGGAGAUUGAGGCAGCUGCUGAGACGAGGGAGCUAGUGAAUCGCACAGAGCACGCCACCUCCAGAGCUGAGGAUGAAGAGGAGUCAGCUUCAGGGUCAGCAUACAACCCUGAAAACCCCUAUCAUCGCAGUGGAGAGGCCAAAGAGGAGAGCGCCAUGACCUUUGACUCCAUGUUAGACCACCAGGGGAUCUGCUGCUCAGAAUGCCAGCGUGGUUACACUCACUGUCAAAGGGUGUGCGAUCCGUUGCGUGGCUACUGGCCUUGGCCCUACAACUACAGAGGGUGCCAGGUAGCGUGUCGAGUUAUUAUGCCUUGUCGCUGGUGGGUGGCUCGCAUUUUGGGUCUUGUGUAACACAACAAACUCAACA